UCGACGUCUCCUCUGUCUCUAACGAGCAAGCCGAUGCUCGUCAAAGAUGGCUCUCGUCGCCGAAACUCUUCUAUGAAAGUUACUCACUUCCUGUCUUUACGUGAAUGCUUUUCGAACACACCGUGACACGCGCGCUAACGCGAUUAACGACGCGAUCGCGGAAGUAGACGAGCGAUGUUCACUUACGCACGACGAAGCCGGUGAACGGCUAGAUUUUCCUCAGUCUGGAAAAUUGCUCGUCGUCGUGUGAGGCAAGACGAAAAACAGCGACCGCGUCGGCCGACAGUGGCGCCAUGGCGGCCCGUGGCUGCUCUGCCUCUGCUGCCUGUCUGUGUCUGUGUCUGUUACCCGGCCGCGGUCUUGCUCUUGCUCGAUCUCGAGCGGAUGGAUUUUGGCGGGAAACUUCAUCGUCGAAAAAAAAACAGAAAAAAGAUCCGAGUUUCGACCUUUUUUUUAAUCUACUAUUUACUCGGGCGAUAAUUCGUAUAGCUUUUGACAGUUUGAACAAGCUCUUCUCUACGCUCUGCGAAUACUAUCGCUUAUACGAAUCUACCGCAAAUGGCACACACACACACACAUCGUACAUACAUGUAUUAAAAACAACACGCGUACAUGGUGAUGCCGCACACCAUUGCACCCUCGGUAGCUGAUACAUAAUCGUCCAUGUGUAUGCUUGUAUACACAUUUUUCAAGUCGGACACUGCCUUGCCAUAUCCGUUAUAUAUUUCAAAGUGUUUUCGAAAUAAAUUUAUGUUUUCAUUAUAUAUCUCCAUUGUAGUCGCCUCUCUUAUAUUUUUACUCGUCAUCUCAAGAUUUAUCACACAGAUCAUCUUGGAAUAUUUCAUCUCGCAAUAAAUUAUGGCAGAGGAAGAGUCUGAGGAAAAGGAAUAUCGCUGGGAGACUGGUUACGAAAAGACAUGGGAAGCGAUCAAGGAAGAUGACCAUGGAUCGUUGGAAGCAUCCGUCGCAGAUAUUAUUCAUAAUGCUAAGAGAAAACGUCAGUUGGAAAGAAAACAGGGUGCCCGAUUAGGGAUGAUGAGACAUCUUUAUGUCAUCUUAGACGCAUCCGAAUCAAUGUCCAAUCAAGAUUUGAAGCCAACUCGAUUCCUAUGUUCCCUAAAGCUUUUAGAAGACUUUAUCGAAGAAUUUUUUUAUCAAAACCCUAUAAGUCAAUUAGGUGUGAUUAUAACUAGAAAUAAAAGGGCUGAGAAGAUUAGUGAUUUGGCUGGUAAUUCAAAGAAGCACAUUAAGGAAUUACGAGCAUUACAUCAAACUGUAGUAACGGGUGAACCUUCCUUGCAAAAUUCUUUAGAAUUGGCUACAAAGUCGUUGAAAUUGUUACCGGCUCACGCUAGUAAAGAAAUAUUGAUAAUUAUUGGGGCUCUUACUACUUGCGAUCCGGGAGACAUCAAUGAAACGAUACGAAAUAUGAAAUUGGAUGGUAUCAGAUGUAGCGUAAUAGGAUUGGCCGCCGAACUAUACAUUUGUAAACGAAUGGCAAAUAUUACUGGUGGCGAACACGGUGUUGCGCUCGACGAUAAGCAUUACAAAGAGCAGUUGAACGCACAUAUAGAUCCUCCACCUGCCGCAACGCGAUUAGACGCAGCGCUUGUGAAAAUGGGCUUUCCUCAUCAUGCCUUACACUCCAGCGCAUCGGACACAUCUAUGACAGUGUGCAUGUGCCAUGCAGAAAACUCUGAUGAAUCUGUAAAACUUAUGAAUACUGGCUAUCUUUGUCCGCAGUGCUUCAGUAAGCAUUGCGAGCUCCCCGUCGAAUGUAGAGCUUGUGGACUUACUUUAGUAUCUGCGCCGCAUUUAGCACGGUCGUAUCACUAUUUAUUUCCUGUCGAACCUUUCAAAGAAGCUACAUUCGAAGGCAGCCAUUCUUUCUGCUUUGGUUGCCAAAAAACUUUUACACAAAAGGAUAAAAAGGUUUAUACUUGCGAAAAAUGUAAUCGAACAUUUUGUCUAGACUGUGAGAUAUUUAUUCAUGAAAUGUUACACACAUGUCCUGGUUGUGCGACAAAUCCUGCAACAUACAAUAAAUCAACAGAUAGAGCCUAAAAAAAUUUGUUUAUUAUAAAUUUUAGAUAAGCAAUAAAAAUAAUACUACAUGUAAUGGAAAUGUGUAUUAAUCGACUUAAUAGUAUUAAUACACUGGAAAUAAGAUGGUAAAUAUGAAUGAAAA
Messenger RNA from Nylanderia fulva, 2188 nucleotides. RefSeq names its product general transcription factor IIH subunit 2 Ssl1 (gene Ssl1). Gene Ontology annotation, cellular component: transcription factor TFIIH core complex; transcription factor TFIIH holo complex. Lineage: Eukaryota; Metazoa; Arthropoda; Insecta; Hymenoptera; Formicidae. The record is from RefSeq and is a predicted model, not a curated record. Gene Ontology annotation, biological process: DNA-templated transcription; nucleotide-excision repair; regulation of transcription by RNA polymerase II. Gene Ontology annotation, molecular function: zinc ion binding.